Messenger RNA from Pyrus x bretschneideri (Chinese white pear), 791 nucleotides. Its product is annotated as aspartate-semialdehyde dehydrogenase-like. Gene Ontology annotation, molecular function: protein dimerization activity; oxidoreductase activity, acting on the aldehyde or oxo group of donors, NAD or NADP as acceptor. The coding region runs from base 44 to 541 and encodes 165 amino acids. Gene Ontology annotation, biological process: amino acid biosynthetic process. The record is from RefSeq and is a predicted model, not a curated record. Lineage: Eukaryota; Viridiplantae; Streptophyta; Magnoliopsida; Rosales; Rosaceae. The transcript is spliced from 6 exons.
AGCGCUCAUUGCUAACCCAAAUUGCUCCACCAUUAUUUGUUUAAUGGCUGUCACCCCUCUCCAUCGCCAUUCUAAGGUAAAACGAAUGGUGGUUAGCACGUAUCAGGCUGCUAGUGGAGCUGGUGCUGCUGCCAUGAGAGAGCUUGAGCUGCAAACUAAGGAGGUCCUGGAAGGGAAGCCGCCGACCACUAAGAUAUUCUCGCGGCAGUAUGCGUUUAAUUUGUUUUCGCACAACUCGGCAGUUCUUUCAAAUGGAUACAAUGAAGAGAAAAUGAAACUAGUCAAGGAGACAAGAAAAAUAUGGGACACAGCAAGGGAAAUUCUGAAGAGAUCGCCUGGACUGGUGGUUAUUGAUGACCGGACAGCGAAUAACUUCCCUACACCAUUGGAGGUGUCAAACAAAGACGAUGUUGCAGCAAGCAGAAUCCGCCGUCUUGUGUCCCAAGAGGGGAACUAUGGGUUGGAUAUCUUUGUCUGCGGUGAUCAAAUACGCGAGGGAGCUGCACUUAAUGUUGUUCAGAUUGCCGAGAUGUUGAUAUAGUUAAAUUUCAAGGGCGACAUGUUUCUAUAUAAAUCUAUUUGAGAGGUGAGAUGAAGUGAUUUGAGUUGAUUCUGUUUUAGUCUUCAGAUGUAGGCAGAAGUUGAAAUCGAGCAAAUUAAGGCAGUUUCAUUGUUUAUUUUUGUAGAAUAAGAUAUUAGCAGCCGAUCUUACUUAGUGGGAUACGACUUUGUUAUCGUAGAAUAAGAUAUUAGGCUUAUCAAUAAUUCAUUUUCAAGGGGGAAUUUUGUUA